Equus quagga is the source of this 1663-nucleotide messenger RNA. RefSeq names its product cathepsin W (gene CTSW). Gene Ontology annotation, molecular function: cysteine-type endopeptidase activity. Gene Ontology annotation, cellular component: lysosome. The transcript has 10 exons. Bases 412 to 1533 code for a protein of 373 amino acids. Lineage: Eukaryota; Metazoa; Chordata; Mammalia; Perissodactyla; Equidae. The record is from RefSeq and is a predicted model, not a curated record.
UGAGCAAGAGUGCUUCCCCAGGGGGCAGUGAGCACCUUCCAUCCUUGCCCAGUCAUUAGGGGCAUGUGGUUCCCGUAGCCCCCUGGGCUUCCUGCUCAUGGCACUGAUGGCCCUAUAUUGUCACUGCCCACUUAGGAUCUGUCUCCUUAAGGACAGACCCAUCUCUGCAUCCCUACAAUUGCCCAGAACAGGGUGGGCAGAGAGCCUCUGUUGAAUAGAGAGAGGUGGAGUGGAGAGCCAGCAGGCCAAGGGCCAGGCAAGGACAACCACCUGAAAGCCUCUUGUGCUUGAGGGGUCCAACCCCUCCCAGCCUAGUUUCCCCUGUGUGGUGGUUUCUCCAGCUCCGCCCUCUCAGCCCCUCCAGCUUGGUCUGCACAGCUUCCUGCCCCUGGCACUCUGGUCUGCGGCGCCAUGGCCCAAACUGUCCACCUCUCCUGCCUCCUGGCCCUGUUGGUGGCAGGUCUGGCUGAAGGCUUCAAUGGCUCCCCCGGGGGCCAGGACCCAGGGCCCUGGCCGCUGGAGCUGAAAGAGGUCUUCAUGUUAUUCCAGAUCCAGUACAACCGGAGUUACUCGAGCCCAGCAGAGUAUGCUCACCGCCUGGACAUCUUUGCCCGCAACCUGGCUCAGGCUCAGCGGCUGCAGGAGGACGACUUGGGCACGGCUGAGUUUGGGGUGUCCCCAUUCAGUGACCUCACAGAGGAGGAGUUUGGCCAGCUCUAUGGGCAUCGGAGGGCGGCUGCAGGGGCCCCCCAUGUGGGCAGAAAGGUAGAGUCUGAAGAGUGGGAGAAGACAGUGCCCCAGACCUGUGACUGGCGGAAGGCAGCCGGUGUCAUCUCAUCCGUCAAGAACCAGGAAAUGUGUAACUGCUGCUGGGCCAUGGCGGCUGCGGGCAACAUUGAGGCCCUGUGGGCCAUCACAUACCAUCAGUCUGUGGAAGUCUCCGUACAGCAGCUGCUCGACUGUGACCGCUGUGGGAAUGGCUGCAAGGGUGGCUUCGUCUGGGAUGCGUUCCUGACUGUUCUCAACAACAGUGGCCUGGCCAGUGAAAAGGACUACCCAUUCCGGGGGGAUGCCAAACCCCACAGGUGCCAGGCCAAGAAGCCCAAGGUGGCCUGGAUCCAGGAUUUCAUCAGGCUGCCGGAGGACGAGCAGAAAAUCGCCGAGUACCUGGCCACCCAUGGCCCCAUCACAGUGACCAUCAACAUGAAGCUACUGCAGCAAUACCAAAAGGGUGUGAUCAAGGCCACGCCCACCACCUGUGACCCCCAGCAUUUGGAUCAUUCUGUCUUGCUGGUGGGUUUCGGUGGAGGCAAGUCAGUGGAGGGGAGGCGACCAGGGGCAGUCUCAUCCCAGUCUCGUCCUCGCCGCUCCUCCUCAUACUGGAUCCUGAAGAACUCCUGGGGGGCCAACUGGGGCGAGGAGGGCUAUUUCCGGCUACAUCGAGGGAGCAAUACAUGUGGCAUCACCAAGUACGCGCUCACUGCCCUAGUGGACCAACCACGUAAGAGGCGGCCAGUCUCCUGCCCUCCCUGAGCUCGCCUGGCUGCCCCUCAGCUCUUUCCUGCUGUGCCAGCUACCUCCUUGCUAGCCCCAUCCCAAGGUCUCGGCCUGUGCUCCCAAUCUUCUUGCUACAGAUUGAAUAAACCAAGACAAGAGCCCUGUC